UUUCCGAGCGUGCAGUUUAACUUGACGGUGUCGCGCUGGCGCUGACAGCCACGUCACCUCCUCAAACACAACUUGAAGGAAACUUCCCGGCGUGUACUUCACUAAGUACAUCAGACUUGUGACGUCACACGGUCUACUACACGCCUUAUAGGACACGAACAUGAACGUCUUCCGUCUGGCGGGUGACGUGUCGCACCUGGUGGCCAUCGUCAUCCUGCUGGGGAAGAUAUGGAAGUCCAAGUCCUGUGCAGGCAUUUCUGGGAAGUCUCAGGUUCUGUUUGCACUUGUCUUCAGCACCAGAUAUCUGGACUUGUUCACCGUCUUUAUUUCUCCCUACAACACAGUCAUGAAGGUGGUGUUUCUGGCUCUGUCCUAUGCCACGGUGUACAUGAUCUACAUGCGCUUCAGGAGCUCCUACGACUGUGAGAACGACACUUUCCGUGUGGAGUUCCUGUUGGUGCCAGUCAUCGGUCUUUCCUUCCUGGAGAACUACGCGCUCACCCCGUUGGAGAUCCUGUGGACCUUCUCCAUCUUCCUGGAGUCGGUGGCCAUCAUGCCGCAGCUCUUCAUGAUCACCAAGACGGGCGAGGCCGAGUCCAUCACCACCCACUACUUGUUCUUCCUGGGCCUCUACCGGGCGCUCUACAUCGCCAACUGGGUGUGGCGCUACCACACCGAGGGCUUCUUCGACCAGAUCGCUGUGGUGUCUGGUGUGGUGCAGACCAUCUUCUACUGUGACUUCUUCUACCUUUACGUCACCAAGGUUCUACGAGGAAGAGCAAAGAUGAGCCUGCCGAUGCCUAUCUAGCACAGAACCUGAACACAACACCCGACUUCUCUCGGGGACUCUUUAGCUGGCGUUCUCUCCACCAAAACUAGUACUUUUCUUCAAAUGUAA
Molecule: messenger RNA, 898 nt
Organism: Nerophis ophidion (straightnose pipefish)
Lineage: Eukaryota; Metazoa; Chordata; Actinopteri; Syngnathiformes; Syngnathidae
Gene: kdelr3
Product: KDEL endoplasmic reticulum protein retention receptor 3
Exons: 6
Coding region: 161-808 (215 amino acids)
Biological process (GO): endoplasmic reticulum to Golgi vesicle-mediated transport; protein retention in ER lumen
Cellular component (GO): cis-Golgi network; membrane; endoplasmic reticulum
Molecular function (GO): ER lumen protein retrieval receptor activity
Source: RefSeq, a predicted model, not a curated record